AGCCGCGGCCGCCGCGGGCACCGGCAGCGGCACCGGCACCGGGACGGCGCGGAGCGGAGCGGAGCGGCGGCACCAUGGCCUCCGAGAGCGAGGCGCAGCGGGCGCUGCAGUAUGAGCAGACCUUGAUGUAUGGGCGCUACACGCAGGACUUGGGCACCUUUGCCAAGGAUGAGGCAGCGCGGCUGCGGCUGCAGGAGGGGGACACGCCCCGGCCCCGCCGCCCCUCCGAGCUGCUGGAGUACAGCCAGGGCCGCUGUGCCCCCUGUCGUGUCUGCGCCUUGCAGUGCCAGCGGUUCCUCAUCUCCAAGGUGGGUGAGGACUGGGUUUUCCUCAUACUGCUGGGACUGGUCAUGGCACUGGUCAGCUGGGCCAUGGAUUUCGCCAUCGCCACAUGCCUCCAAGCUCAGAAGUGGAUGUACGGGGGCCUGGACACCAACGUGCUGCUGCAGUACAUGGCCUGGGUCACCUACCCCACUGUGCUCAUCACCUUCUCAGCUGGCUUCACCCAGAUCCUUGCCCCCCAGGCCGUGGGCUCAGGGAUCCCCGAGAUGAAGACCAUCCUGCGAGGUGUUGUGCUGAAGGAGUACCUCACCCUCAAGACCUUUGUGGCCAAGGUGAUCGGACUGACAUGUGCCCUGGGCAGCGGCAUGCCCCUGGGCAAGGAGGGUCCCUUUGUCCACAUCGCCAGCAUGUGCGCAGCUCUGCUCAGCCGCUUCCUCUCCCUCUUUGGGGGCUUCUACGAGAAUGAGGCAAGAAACAUUGAAAUGCUGGCAGCUGCCUGCGCUGUCGGUGUUGGCUGCUGCUUCGCCGCCCCCAUCGGAGGCGUCCUCUUCAGCAUCGAGGUAACCUCCACCUUCUUUGCCGUCCGCAACUACUGGCGCGGCUUCUUCGCUGCCACCUUCAGCGCCUUCAUCUUCCGUGUCCUUGCUGUCUGGAACAAGGAUGAAGAGACAAUCACGGCACUGUUCAAAACCCGCUUCCGCCUCGACUUCCCCUUCGACCUGCAGGAGCUGCCUGCCUUUGCCGUCAUCGGGAUUGCCAGCGGUUUCGGGGGCGCGCUCUUUGUCUACCUCAACCGCAAGAUUGUGCAGUUCAUGCGCCGCCAGAAGACCAUCAACCGCUUCCUCAUGAAGAAGCGCCUGCUCUUCCCUGCCCUGGUGACGCUGAUCAUCUCCACGCUGACCUUCCCGCCCGGCUUUGGACAGUUCAUGGCUGGCCAGCUCACCCAGAAGGACACCCUGGUGACACUGUUUGACAACCAGACAUGGGCCAAGCAGGGGAUCAAUGAUGAGUUCGAAUACUUGGGCAUCCUGGAGGCCUGGCGCCAUCCCCGCUCCAACGUCUUCGUCACACUUGUUGUCUUCAUCCUCAUGAAGUUCUGGAUGUCAGCCUUGGCCACUACCAUCCCAGUGCCCUGUGGAGCCUUCAUGCCCGUCUUCGUCAUUGGGGCAGCCUUUGGGCGCCUGGUGGGGGAGAGCAUGGCAGCCUGGUUCCCUGAUGGCAUCCACACGGACAGCAACAUCUACCGCAUCGUGCCGGGGGGCUACGCCGUGGUGGGGGCGGCUGCGCUGUCGGGUGCUGUCACGCACACGGUGUCCACGGCCGUCAUCGUCUUCGAGCUGACGGGGCAAAUCUCACACAUCCUGCCUGUCAUGAUCGCUGUCAUCCUGGCCAAUGCCGUCGCCCAGAGCCUCCAGCCCUCCCUCUACGACAGCAUCAUCCGCAUCAAGAAGCUUCCAUACCUCCCUGAGCUGGGCUGGGGCCACCACGAGAAAUACAACGUGCGGGUGGAGGACAUCAUGGUGCGGGAUAUCCGCUACGUCACCCUCAACUGCAAGUACCGGGACCUGCAGCAGGUCCUGCACAGCACCAAGAUGAAGAACCUGCCUCUGGUGGAGUCAGCUGAGUCCAUGAUCCUGCUGGGCUCCAUCGAGCGGGCGCAGGUGGGGGCCCUGCUCAGCAGCCAGCUCAGCCCCCAGCGCCGGCUCAUGACGCUGCGGCAGAAGGUGCUGUCCGAGGAUGGGCACCGGCUCUCCGAUUCCAGCAUCCGCUUCCAGAUCAGCACAGAGACCUCCUCGGGCGCCCCUGCCCGCCCUGCGCUCCGCAAGCCCCUGAAGCCGGCGCUGAAGCGGGUGCCCAGCAGCCCACCUGACAGCCCCCCAGGUGAGUCUGCAUGUGUCCCAUUGGCCCCCCGUGUCUCCGCCGCUGACACCCCCUCUCCACCUGCAGCUGGCAGCACUGACCACACUGGCAUCGCCCUCAAGAGCCUCUUCUGUGCCAACGCCGCAGAGCCCACCGAGGCCCACGCCACAGCCUAUCACAAGGCCAAACGAGUCCGCAUUUCCAUUGUGGAGGAGAUGAUUCUGGGAGACAAGAUGACCCCAGCAGAGAUCCUGGAGUGGGAAGAGCAGCAGCUGGACCAGCUGGUGGACUUCAGCAGUGCCAAGAUCGACCCCGCACCCUUCCAGCUGGUGGAGCACACCUCCCUGCACAAGACCCACACCAUCUUUUCUCUGCUGGGCCUGGACCACGCAUUCGUCACCAGCAUCGGGCGGCUGGUGGGCAUGGUGUCCCUCAAGGAGCUGCGCAAGGCCAUCGAGGGCUCGCUGACGGGCAAGGGGGUGAAGGUGCGCCCGCCGCUCGCCAGCUUCCGCGACAGCACGGCCAGCACCACCGAGGCCGACACCACCGCCCUGCGCCAGCUCUGGGACCGCCACCAGCACCACCACAUGCCCCGCGAGGCCAGCCCUGGGGGCGACGAGGAUGACGACACCCCCAAGGGCGAGUGAGACCCUUGGGAUCCAUCCCCCUGUGUCCCUGGAAGCCACACGGGCCCCCUGGCAGGUGCCGGGGGAUGCCCACCCUGAGCCCACCGACGCCAGGCUCAGCACAGGCGUGGGCACCCUCAGUCCAGUGCCUCUGCUCCCUCCCUGGGCUGGGGACCAGCCAAAUACCCCCCAGCCAGCCCGUGCUCUCCAGCUACCUGCCAGCUCUUGGGGCUUCCCACUUUGCUACCUCUGUACCCCCCCAGCCCCUGGUGCCCCCCAGAAUGGCCACUGCCCUCACACUCUCCAUGAGGACCACAAUGUCCCUUCUCAGGGUGGCACGGGGUGGAGAGGGGCAUCAGGUUGGGGUGUCCACAGGGACAUGGGUGGGCAUUGCCCCGUGUGCUCAGCACCUCACGGCUGCGAACACGGGGUCCUGCUGCCUCUCUGCCAUGCACCUCUCCCCAUGUAAAUACAGAGAUUUUUAUAUUAAUUUAAUAAAAGGACUUUAUAAACAGA
This is a messenger RNA of Oenanthe melanoleuca, 3284 nucleotides long. RefSeq names its product chloride voltage-gated channel 2 (gene CLCN2). The coding region runs from base 75 to 2789 and encodes 904 amino acids. The transcript is spliced from 23 exons. Gene Ontology annotation, biological process: transmembrane transport; chloride transport. Lineage: Eukaryota; Metazoa; Chordata; Aves; Passeriformes; Muscicapidae. Gene Ontology annotation, molecular function: voltage-gated chloride channel activity. Gene Ontology annotation, cellular component: membrane. The record is from RefSeq and is a predicted model, not a curated record.